Messenger RNA from Coccomyxa subellipsoidea C-169, 1041 nucleotides. RefSeq names its product DUF300-domain-containing protein. Bases 1 to 1041 code for a protein of 346 amino acids. Lineage: Eukaryota; Viridiplantae; Chlorophyta; Trebouxiophyceae; Coccomyxaceae. The record is from RefSeq and is a predicted model, not a curated record. Gene Ontology annotation, biological process: transport. Gene Ontology annotation, molecular function: transporter activity. The transcript has 8 exons.
AUGACGUUGUUAGGAGGGCCCUUACCAGCAGUGGUGGCUGGACUCUGUGGUUUUGCUGCGCUGGGGAUUGCCAUCUACCAGAUUGUGAUGCACCUCAGGCACUACACAAGGCCUGUAUUUCAGAGGUACAUCGUGCGGAUCAUCUUCUUGGUGCCACUGUAUGCGCUCAUGUCGUUUCUGUCCCUCCUCAUGGAGGAGAAUUCUGUGUACUUUGGCUCCAUUCGGGAUUGCUAUGAAGCAUGGGUGAUCUACAACUUCCUUUCCCUCUGUCUUGCCUACGUUGGAGGUCCUGGCUCUGUGGAGGUGAAGAUGAAUGGCUAUGUGAUGAACCCGUCCUGGCUCUACUGCACAUGCUGCAUGCCGCCGCUGCCAGUCAAUGGAGCCUUUGUGCGCAUGUGCAAGCGCGGCGCCCUGCAGUUUGUGUUCUUGAAGCCCGUGAUAGCAGUCAUCACAGUAGUGCUCUACACCCAGCAUAAGUACACAGAGGGAUACUGGGGCGCCAAUGAUGGGUACUUGUGGAUCACAAUAAUCUACAAUGUGACAUACACACUGGCGCUCUAUGCCUUACUGCUCUUCUACAUGGGCACGCAUGAGCUGCUGGCGCCUUUCAAUCCGCUCCUGAAGUUUGCAGUAGUCAAAGCUGUGGUCUUUCUCACUUUCUGGCAGGGGCUCUUUAUUGCCAUUCUUCAGGUGGCAGGCUCAAUACAAACAGUGGAGGAUGGCAAGAACUUGCAGAAUUUGUUAAUCUGCCUUGAGAUGCUUCCAGCUGCCCUGGGCAUGCUGUGGGCCUUCCCAUACACAGAGUACAAAGGCACAGGGGCAAAUACUGGGCUGGGCUUGGAGAACAUGAGGCAUGUGAUCAGCAUCCACGAUGUGGUGUCCGACACAAUGCACCAAUUCGCUCCCACCUACCACAACUAUGUGCUCUACUCCAAUGGUGGCUCCAAGGAGGCUCCCAAAACGGUGAGCAGCUGCUUGACCUGGAUCUCAUUAAAAAACUUGAGUCAAAUUUCAUCGCAUGCUGAGGACAGCAUGCACUAG